Molecule: messenger RNA, 1159 nt
Organism: Mercenaria mercenaria
Lineage: Eukaryota; Metazoa; Mollusca; Bivalvia; Venerida; Veneridae
Exons: 11
Coding region: 68-1159 (363 amino acids)
Biological process (GO): lipid metabolic process
Molecular function (GO): oxidoreductase activity, acting on the CH-CH group of donors
Source: RefSeq, a predicted model, not a curated record
AAUAUUUGUUACAAAAUACGCACGGUGUUGAUAUAAUUUUCUCCAUUUCAAAUAUUACGUAACAAAGAUGACUCUAUUCUCGCCAUUACCAUGGGAACUGUAUGAGAAAGGAAGUACACGGUUCUGGGUACAUUAUGGGCUGGUUAUCUUGGGGUUUGUUCUAGCUGUUAUAACAUUAUUUGCACAGUGGGCAAAACCUGCACCAUACGGCAAGCAUGAAACAAAUGAUGCCAACUGGGGACCAAUGAUACCACAAAGACUUGGUCAUAUUUUUUCUGAUGCCUUGCCUGGAGUACUCAUGUUUUUAUUGGUAUUUUUCUUUUAUGGUAAUAUGAGAGAACGAACAAACUAUAUUUUCCUGGCAUUAUGGCAGGCCCAUUAUAUACAUAGAGGAGUUAUACAUCCAAUGUUAAUGAGGUACAGAAGUAAAAAAGUGGCACUGGGAAUUACACUUGGAGGGUUUUUCCCAAAUUGUUUGUUUCAUUUUAUAAAUGCAGACUUUGUGGGCAAUGUCAAUUUUGCAGACCAUUAUUAUUAUGACCCUAGAUUUAUUAUUGGAAUAUUGCUGUACAUUAUGGGCUAUUUUAUCAAUAGAUGGGCUGACCACAAAUUGAGGUCACUGAGGGAGACAAAAGGUGAAGAUGGAAGAUUUUCUCAGAGACUGAGAACACUGCGUCACUGCCCAAAAGUGUUGACCAAGGGUGAUAGUAAAACAGUGACUGCUACAGCCUCUGGAACAUCUAAUAAACCAGCUACUGUAGGUUCAAGCAAUAUUGAGCAGAGAUCAUGUGAUGGCCUUGACAAAGUGUUUCAGAAGAUGUUCAAGUGUGAUAUUGCUGAUCGGUUUUCUUUGUCAAGGACAAAAGCAUCAUACAUAGUUUCAGAAGCCAUAAGGCCAUUUUUGACAGAAGCAAUUGUGAAGGAAGUUAAAGAUGGAAAUUUAGGAAAAGGUCUCAACUGUUUUGGAAGUGAUGCAGAAGAGUUAACUUUUGACAUGUACAUGUAUCAGUUCUUCAAGCAGCAGCCAGUCAGAAGAGAAGAUUUUAAAGACCUUCAACUGGAGUAUGACAUAGAUGAGAGCCUCUUCCUAAGACAUGUACCAAGCAGAUGGUUGACAUUGUUGCCAGCCAUGACCAGAGAUCUACAACAUGAUCAGUGA